GUCUGUUUCAGGAGUUCAGAGGGACCGAGCAGGGUUCAACCGGCCAUCUCCCUUAUCCAACAUUUGAUAGUCUGUCUGGACGUUUAUCUCCUGGACAUUACUCUCUUUUUCGAAUUCUGUCGUUCUUUUCUUGAUUUCUUUCAUACCACGCUCCUUAUUUACGUCCGCUGCUCAGCCGAACGGACCGCUGAGCAUUCACCUCUUCGCCGGCCAUAAACAGCGCCCAGGAGACAAUCCGAUUUCUCUCCUGCCUAGUCAGAUCGAGCUCCGACUGGACUCUCUCCUCUUUAUAUUCACACUAUCGCAAACGAGUCAUCAUCCUUUGACGUGAUACCUCCAAGAUGCGUGUCGCCGGCCUGAUUACUCUUCUGGCAGCAGCCAUGCCCGCAGUCGCUACACGGGGAACCUUUGGCCUUGCUCUCGGAAACGAAAACCCCGACGCAAGCUGCAAGUCCACCGAGGACUACAAGAAGGACUUCGAUGCGCUGAAGGAUCUGACAACUUUGGUCCGUACCUACUCGGCAAGCAACUGCAACACGGCAAAGAACAUCGUCCCAGCUGCCAAGGCGAAGAACUUCAAGGUCGUGCUCGGUGUCUGGCCCGACACUGAGGAAUCUUUUAACCAAGACUUUAAUGCUUUGAAGAAGUCAGUCAAAGGCAACGAGGACGUCAUCCACGCGAUCACCGUUGGCUCCGAAGCCCUCUACCGUGGGGACAUGAAAGCCCAGGAUCUCCUGAAGCGUAUCAACCAGGUCAAGGAGGAAUUUGAUGGCGUCCAAGUCGGCAUGGUGGACAGCUGGAACAAGUUCGCCGAUGGUACUGCGGACCCCAUCAUCCAGGGCGGCGUUACCUACUUCCUGGCCAACGGGUUUGCCUACUGGCAGGACCAGGAUAUCUCCAACGCCACCGCCACCUACUUCGAUGACAUGGCUCAGGCCAAGGCCCGUAUCGAGCAGGUUGCUGGUGACAAUGCUAAGAAGAUCCGAUUUGGUAAUGGCGAGUCUGGCUGGCCUACCGAUGGCGGAUCCGACUACGGUAAGGCUAAGGCCAGCACCGACAACGCUAAGAAGUACUACAAGAACGCUGUCUGCCCUAUGCUCAAGUGGGGCAUUGAUGUUUUCUACUUCGAGGCCUUUGACGAAACCUGGAAACCCGACAGCACUGGCGACAAUGGCGAGCCUAUGGACGAGACUCACUGGGGUCUCUUUACCGACAAGCGCACGGCCAAGUUUGACACUGCGUGCCCCAACUAGAGUUGUAUUUCAAGUCGAGAAGAGUCGGUGUAGACGUUCAAUCCCUUAAAUUUUUAUGGUUUGAUUCAGUGUAACAUAUUAUAUCGCGAUAAAUACGGAGAUUUGGGUUACUUUUUCUUCAUAAACAUGAAGAAAUGGUUACAUCAUUCAUGGUAUUACCUUGUAGUUUCUAAUUAGUGGAAGUGUGCGUUGUGGCCUCCGACAGGUACGUAUUAUUCAACGUACGGUAACGGCUCGGCGGGAACCGUGGUUCGCAGCGCAUUUUACCCCUGAGCGAGCGGGAGACACGAACCAAGCACCACGGCGCGUCAUUGGGGAAGGUUGUUUAUGGGGUUCGACCUCCAGCAUCAUUUGCGCGACUCAGGGGCUCCCAGGGAUAGUAUUAAUUUCAACGCGAA
This is a messenger RNA of Aspergillus versicolor CBS 583.65, 1651 nucleotides long. RefSeq names its product 1,3-beta-glucanosyltransferase Bgt1 (gene bgt1). NCBI's taxonomy places the organism in Eukaryota, Fungi, Ascomycota, Eurotiomycetes, Eurotiales, Aspergillaceae. The transcript has 4 exons. The record is from RefSeq and is a predicted model, not a curated record. Gene Ontology annotation, biological process: carbohydrate metabolic process; cell wall organization. Gene Ontology annotation, cellular component: cell surface; fungal-type cell wall; extracellular region. The coding region runs from base 342 to 1253 and encodes 303 amino acids. Gene Ontology annotation, molecular function: glucan endo-1,3-beta-D-glucosidase activity; 1,3-beta-glucanosyltransferase activity.